Messenger RNA from Puccinia triticina, 588 nucleotides. RefSeq lists its product as uncharacterized. The transcript is spliced from 3 exons. The record is from RefSeq and is a predicted model, not a curated record. NCBI's taxonomy places the organism in Eukaryota, Fungi, Basidiomycota, Pucciniomycetes, Pucciniales, Pucciniaceae. The coding region runs from base 1 to 588 and encodes 195 amino acids.
AUGCCUUCAUCAGAAACUCGACGAAUGAUGCUGGUCAAGAACGUGUUCAGUCGGUCGAUCACCAACGUCUCCAAACCAGUGAAUGCUCAAACACUUGCCGAGGCCUUUCCGUACGCGACCCCUCAGAUGCUGGACACUCUGGCCGAGCAAACAAAAACACUGUUUUCGCACUAUGCCAACGGUCGAUGGACCGAAUUUGCUGAAGCGGCCUCCUUUGAGGAGCUCUGCAAUCAAUUCGAUCUCCUCGAGCGCGAGGCCAUCGAGAGAAUCCAAGCGGGCGCGCAACCAGUCAAGAUUACCCGGGACCCUAAACUGUCGAUCCCGCCGCUCCUCCUCCAAACGUUGACCAAUCUAGAGACUCUGUACCAGUCAGCCAAUGAGCGUCAGCUGCAGACGAACGCAAACCUGCAAGCCCAGAUCAGGAAGCAAAUCAGCGAGAUCGAGCGGCUAGAGUCGGACAUCAAGAAUCGCGUCGGGCAGAUCCAAUCGACCGCGGAUCAGUGGAAGCAGCCCGAGGGAGCCUGGAUGGAUGGGCCCUUGGCCCAGUCCAAGCACACCGACUUGCAAGUCCACCGGCACCUCAAAUAA